Messenger RNA from Tribolium castaneum (red flour beetle), 2615 nucleotides. RefSeq names its product hydroxysteroid (17-beta) dehydrogenase 4. Lineage: Eukaryota; Metazoa; Arthropoda; Insecta; Coleoptera; Tenebrionidae. Gene Ontology annotation, cellular component: cytosol. Gene Ontology annotation, molecular function: oxidoreductase activity. The transcript has 10 exons. The coding region runs from base 319 to 2466 and encodes 715 amino acids. The record is from RefSeq and is a predicted model, not a curated record.
UUUUCUUAUUUUUAAUUUAAAUUACAAUUCGAUGAAUUGACUAUUCCUGAUUAGUACAAUAACUACCACAAUUCUGUAAAUUUACGAAAAUUAGCUAAUUAGUGUAAUUGCCAAGUGAAACGUCAAAAAGAAAGUUGUUCUUCUAGAAAAAACACCUCAAGUAGUGGAGAAGGGGCAAUAAUAAACUUUUUAUCUAGUUUAUAUUUUCAUUAACGUUGUCAAUACGCAUGACAAGACACUUUUCAAUAAUUUGCUCAAAGUUCAGUCGACUAAAUUAGUGAGCGUUGUCGUGUUGCUAAACCAUAAUUUCGCCAAAAAAUGGGUGAUCUAAGAUUUGAUGGGAGAGUGGUCGUGGUCACGGGGGCUGGAGCUGGGCUAGGCCGAGCCUAUGCCCUUUUAUUUGGCUCUCGGGGGGCCAAAGUUGUAGUCAACGAUUUAGGGGGCGGUAGACAUGGUGAUGGUAAAUCAUCAAGUGCAGCAGACGCUGUGGUUGAAGAAAUUAAAAGGAAUGGGGGCACAGCAGUUGCCGAUUACAAUUCGGUUGUUGAUGGAGAAAAGGUCAUUAAAACGGCGCUUGAUAAUUUCGGACGUGUUGAUGUUUUGAUUAACAAUGCGGGGAUUUUGAGAGACAAGAGUUUUGCGAGAAUAUCUGACCAGGAUUGGGAUUUAGUUCAUGCGGUGCAUUUGAAAGGCAGUUUUAAGACCACUCAAGCUGCCUUUCCCAUUUUUAAGAAACAAGGGUAUGGGAGAAUUAUAAUGACUUCUUCAAAUUCUGGACUUUACGGUAAUUUUGGUCAAGCGAAUUAUUCCGCUGCUAAAAUGGGUCUUGUUGGUUUGGCCAGUACUAUUGCAAUUGAAGGGGCAAAGAAUAAUAUUCAUUGCAAUGUCAUUGUUCCAACAGCUGCGAGUAGACUGACUGAGGAUAUUUUGCCACCUGAUCUCUACGCUGAACUCAAACCGGAGCUAAUUGCACCUGUUGUGGCCUACUUAUGUCACGAAAGUUGCACCGAAAACGGCUCUAUAAUUGAAUCAGCGGCUGGUUGGGCCGGAAAGUGCCAAAUAAUUCGUUCAAAUGGUAGUCUUUUACGUACGAAAAUCACUGACGGUGUUUCGGUUGAAAACGUUCGUGAUAAGUGGCAAAAAGUCACUUCAAUGUCCAAUGCUGAACAUUUGGACUCAAUCCAAGAAGCUACUGGUGCUUUGAUGACGUCACUUGACAGUCUUCGGUCAGGUGAAGUCAAAGACGAAGAAGUUGACGUUUAUAACUUUACCCAGAAAGAUAUCAUCUUGUAUGCACUUGGAGUGGGCGCGUCUUUGAAAAAUCCAAACGAACUGAAAUUUAUCUACGAAAACGACGAAGAUUUUAGUGCCUUACCGACAUUUUACAUAAUGCCGGCAAUGCAAGCAAUGUUCACUUCUUCCAAACUUGAGUCAGCAAUUCCCGGAAAAACGGUCAGCUUAGCUCAGAUUUUACACGGCGAGCAAUAUAUCGAGUUUUUGGGAGAAGUCCCCAAAGAAGGAAAAUUAUUUUCAAAGAACUCAAUCGUUGAAGUUUUGGAUAAGGGAUCGGGAGCUGCAAUCGUUCAAAACAUUGAAACGUUUGACGAGCAAGGAAAUUUACUAAUCCGCAACCAAACUGUCGCUUUUGUUGUGGGUGCUGGCAAUUUUGGUGGUUCUAGAACUGGUACUAAAGCAAUCCCUUGCCAAAGCAAGCCACCCCGAGUACCUGAUUUGAGUCUCACUGAUAAAACUACAAUUGAUCAAGCUGCCCUCUAUCGGCUUUCGGGUGAUACAAACCCGCUUCAUAUUGAUCCGAAUAUGGCAGUGGUGGCUGGAUUUAAACAACCGAUUUUGCACGGUUUAUGCACUUUGGGAUUUUCAAUCAGGUUGUUAGUGAGGGCUUAUGCUGGUGGUGAUCCAAGUUUUGUUAAAGCUUGCAAGGCCAGGUUUAUGAAACCGGUGAUUCCCGGACAAACGCUCAGAGUUGAUUUUUGGAGGGAAGGCAGUAGAAUUCAUUUCGAGACAAGUGUUGUAGAGACAAAUACGGUGGUGAUAGGAGGAGCGUACGUUGAUUUGAAUUCGGUCAAAGUAAUGGAACCAAUCAACAAUUCCGUCUCGGCUCCUGCCUUGGAAAGUGAUGCAGUUUUCCAGUUUAUAAUCGACCAAGUGAAAGCCGAUCCGAAUAAAGCCAAGUCAAUUGGAGGAGUAUUUUUGUAUAAAAUCACCAAAAAUGGCAAAGAAGCCAAACAAUGGACAAUGGAUUUGAAAAACGCUAAAGUUUACGAGGGGGCGCCUGAGGGUAAACCAAGUACCACUUUGACCAUUGCCGAUGAAGAUUUUAUGCUUCUGGCACAAGGGAAGUUGCAACCACAAGCCGCUUUCAUGAAGGGAAAACUCAAAAUUACCGGAAAUAUCAUGCUGGCGCAGAAAUUGGCUCCAAUUCUCAAAGCCAACGCCAAACUGUAAUUUGGUUUUGUGUACGAGGCACAUUCCGUUUUUUGUGUCACUGGUUUAUAUUUUUUAUGUAUGGUGAAUUGUGUAUAAUUAUUUUAAGUUUCAAAAGUUUUGUAUUCUGUUAUUGUGGACUUGUUUAAAUAUAUUUCUUUACCAAACGA